AUGGGAUCGAAUGGCACAGAGAACGGCUCGGUGGCAAAGCGUCGAAAGCUGGAUGGCGAGAUGCCUAAGUUGAGCACCACGAACGACUUGCUCAUCUGCUGUGCUUGUGGAGCGCAGUAUGAGGUGACCGAAGAGAACGGCCUAGAGGAGUGCCGAAUCUGUGAGGAUCCACGACAGUUUGUGCCAGGGACUGGGCAGGCGUGGACGACUUUGGGGAAGAUGCAGGCUGCCACAGCUGAUGAUGGCGUAUCGAGGAAGUACAAGAAUGUAAUCGAGAGAAGUGCAGGAGACAGCAAAGUAUGGGAAAUGUGGACGGAACCAAAGUUCGGCAUCGGGCAAAGUGCACGACUGAUCCAGACGACUCACGGCAACAUCCUCUGGGAUCUCGUGGCUUAUUUGGACGAGGACACGAUCAAACUAAUCCAGGACAUGGGUGGCAUCAAAAUGAUUAUCAUUUCUCAUCCUCACUUCUACACUACUUGGGCGGACUGGUCGUCGACCUUCAAUGUCCCGGUGUACACCGUCCGCGCGGAUGCGGAGUGGCUAAAUCGCCAGCAGCAUCCGACCGCUGAUCUGCGACUUUUGGACAACCCGGUCACCGAGAUCCUGCCCGGUAUCAACUCGAUCAUCGCUGGUGGUCAUUUCCCCGGAUCCCAGGUCCUCCACGUCGCGCCACCAAACACGGAUAUCCCGACACUCUUCACCGCCGACGCUAUCUUUCCAGCACAAUCGGCGAAGAACCCAGACCCAGCCAAGCCUGGUCAAAUCACAUAUAUGUUUCUCUGGAGCAUCCCGAACAUGAUUCCUCUGCCACCGGACGAAGUUCUUCGGAUCUUCUGCGUGCUGAAGCCGUGGGAUUUCAAGGCCACAUAUGGUGUGAUGGCCAAAUGGAGCAACUGUUUCGAGAAGAAGACUGAUCGAAGAUCGCUCCGGGAAAGGUUGCUGGAUAGCGCCCAGAUAGCUGUCCGGGCCAUGGGACGCGAAGAUCAUGAUAUCUUCCGAGAGACCAUUUGA
Molecule: messenger RNA, 1014 nt
Organism: Cyphellophora attinorum
Lineage: Eukaryota; Fungi; Ascomycota; Eurotiomycetes; Chaetothyriales; Cyphellophoraceae
Exons: 4
Coding region: 1-1014 (337 amino acids)
Source: RefSeq, a predicted model, not a curated record